Messenger RNA from Coniophora puteana RWD-64-598 SS2, 2140 nucleotides. Its product is annotated as RING-5 domain-containing protein. The transcript has 6 exons. The record is from RefSeq and is a predicted model, not a curated record. Gene Ontology annotation, biological process: positive regulation of proteasomal ubiquitin-dependent protein catabolic process; ubiquitin-dependent protein catabolic process; protein polyubiquitination. Gene Ontology annotation, cellular component: ubiquitin ligase complex; cytoplasm. Bases 80 to 1816 code for a protein of 578 amino acids. Gene Ontology annotation, molecular function: zinc ion binding; ubiquitin conjugating enzyme binding; ubiquitin protein ligase activity. NCBI's taxonomy places the organism in Eukaryota, Fungi, Basidiomycota, Agaricomycetes, Boletales, Coniophoraceae.
GCCUGACACGAGACACGCCCGCAUCGAUCCACACCUUUCACACUCACCACAUACACUUACGAAUAGCAAUUAGAACAUCAUGUCGUCCGACUACGAGUACUCCGAUGACGAAUAUCUCUACGACGACGACGAUGAAGACAUGCUCAGCCCACAGGAUGGCUCAGCAGCAUCUUCCGACGACGACAUGGCGAUGGACACCUUUGGCGACGACUUCAAGGUGCCACCCCGCGAGAAGCGCAAGUCCUACGAGGUCGACCACGACUCGCUCUCACACGACGCCGUCAAGAAGCUCAUGGCCGCCGAUGUCGAUCACAUUGCCGGCAUAUUUGGCGUUGACGCUAACACGGCUGAGCUGCUCCUGCACCACCUCGCUUGGAACAAGGAGCGGCUGAUCGAGAAGUACAUGGAUAACGCAAGCGCGGUGUCCGUCGCUGCCGGUAUAUCUCUCCCCUCACGGGCCUCCCCGUCCUCAUCGGCCGCCCCGAUUCGUUAUCAGGGUUCCAGCACCCGCUCGUCCGCCGCCACCCGGCGCCCUGCGCGCCAGCAGACCCCAGGUGCGAGAUCCCUCCCGCCGUCCUCUCCAUCAUCGAACGACGCCGUCCUCACACCCGCUCUAGCUAAACAGGAACGAUUCGUGUGCCCGAUCUGCUUCGACGACUCGCAAACCCGCUUCCUCUCCCUCUCGUGCGAGCACCAGUUCUGCGCCGAGUGCUGGAACGCCUACGUGACCGGUAAAAUCCGCGAGGAGGGCGAGCACGCGAUCCGGUGCAUGGCCGAGGGCUGCGCGCUCGUCGCGCCGCGCACCUUUGUCCUGCGCGACGCUCUCCCGGCGCCCUCGGAGGACAAGGGCACGCGCGAGCGCUACGAGGAGCUGCAGCUGCGCCACUUUGUCGCGUCGACGGCGAGCCUCAAGUACUGCCCGUAUCCGUCGUGCACGUAUACCGUCUCGUGCCCCGCCGCGAGCACCAAGUCGAGCUUGAUCUCGAUGGUGCCGACGGUGACGUGCGGUGCGAACGCGACGCCGGCGCAUAAGUUCUGCUUUGGGUGUGCGAUCGAGAGCGAUCAUCGGCCGGUGAUUUGUCCCGUGGCGCGGAUGUGGCUGCAGAAGUGCGAGGACGACAGCGAGACGGCGAACUGGAUCAAGAGCAACACGAAGGAGUGCAGCAAGUGCCAGAGCACGAUCGAGAAGAACGGGGGGUGCAAUCACAUGACGUGCAAAAAGUGCAAGCAUGAGUUCUGCUGGGUGUGCAUGGGCCCGUGGUCGGAACACGGCAGCGCGUGGUACUCGUGCAACAGAUACGACGAGAAGGCGGGCGUCGAUGCGCGCGACGCUCAAUCCAAGAGCCGCGCCUCGCUGGAGCGCUAUCUUCAUUACUACAACCGGUGGGCGAACCACGAGCAGUCUGCGAAGCUGUCGGUGGAGCUGUACAGCAAGACGGAGAAGAAGAUGGAGGAGAUGCAGCUCACGUCGGAGCUGACGUGGAUCGAGGUGCAGUUCAUGCGCAAGGCCGUGGACGAGGUCGAGAAGUGCCGGAUGACGCUCAAGUGGACGUAUGCGAUGGCGUAUUAUCUCGACAAGGGCAACGAGAAGGAGCUGUUCGAAGAUAACCAGCGGGACCUGGAGCGGGCGGUUGAAGAUCUGUCGGAGCUGCUCGAGUCGCCGAUCGACCCGGAGGCGAUCUCGAUGCUGCGGCAGAAGGUGACGGACCGGACGGUGUACGUGUCGAAGCGGAACGAGAUCAUGCUCGAGGACACGGCCACGGGCUUCCAGGAGGGGCGGUGGAAGUGGAACGUCCCCGUCGAGGGCUUCGACUAAGCGCACUCGUGCACGUACCUCGGGCGGCUUGGAACGCUCGAGAUUGUGUGAGCGAGCUCGAACGGUGGUUUAUUGAUUCUGGUUGACUCGAGGGUUUUGUUCCUCGCUGGGCAUGUCUCUUACGCAUGACGACACGUUUUCUUUUCCUUUUCUAUCCCUGCCACACGACACUAUACGGACCCUCUCUGAAUGUUUACAGCUUGUAAUCUCUCCAUCCUCCCCACCCCAUUCCAUUCUAUUCCAUCCAUUCCGUUCCAACUCAAGUCAAUAGUAGUGUAUCCCUCCUGUCGCUGUGUCGCUAUCCGCAUUUCUGUAAACAAUAAA